GCGCGUCUCCUCCCUGUGCGUGACAAUCCAACAGGUUUCUGUUUGGUCAGCACGCGCUUUAUUUUCCUUUUCUGCAUCAGCUCAAAUAUUCCCACGUUUCCCUUCAUCUGUUUACUCCUGCUGUCUCUGUGGAGCGGCGCGUCCAGCUCAGAGCCAUAGAGAGUCUUUCUCUAUCUCCCUCUGGUCCAGGUCGCUGUGUUAAUGCACUUUACAACUUGCAUUGAACAAUAUUCUAGUAGACAACAAGUGGAGGGAUUUUCUUCCUGAUCCAUCAUAUGUUGAAUAUUGGGAUUUGAAGAGAAACACCUGUUGCCCCUGCCCACCUGCAGUGGACUUUUUAGGCUUCCUGUCUGAACGUCAUGCAGACAUCGACAAUGAAAGCUUGAUAACAAGAGUUUAACUUUUUACAGCUCAGAAAGGAAGGUUUGAUUUUUGGACUAACUAUGGAGUCGACGGGGCAAAGGGCAAAGUGUCUGGCGCUGCUCUUGGUAGUUGCGGUUUGUGUGCAGGCUGGCUUUGUGGAGCCUCCCCAGGCCGUCACCUCCCUGCGCUUCUUCGCAGAGAGCCAGACCAGGCUCCCCUGUCACUACCAGGAGGACGAGGGGGAGAAGGUGGUGCAGGUCACCUGGUACAAGGAGCUCCCAGACGGCAGCACGGACCAGAUCAUCACUGCCCACUUCAUGGACGGCCACACAGAGUUUGGGCGUUACUCCGGCCGGGUGAGAUUCGAGAGCGGGAGCCCCACGGUGAACUCGGCUCUGCUCAUCCCCAGCACAGAGGAGUCGGACGAGGGCAGCUACGCCUGCCGCAUCUCCACCUUCCCCAACGGGAACUUUGAAAGACACAUCACACUCACCGUUUGGAUUCUACCUAUCUCCUCCCUGGAGCCGAUGCUCCUGGUAGAGGGCCAGCCGUUCGGGGUGGUCGCUUCCUGUCGAGCCGUGGGCCGCCCUCCUCCUCUUCUCUCCUGGGACACCGACCUGCCAGGCCGCUCCCAAAACCGCAGCAAAGAGGGCGGGGCCGUGUCCAGCUAUUUCUCCCUGCACCCCCUGCGCAGCAUGAAUGGGAAGAAGCUGGACUGUCUGGUGUGGCAUCCCGGCCUGGAGCAGCCCCGUAGGAUCUCUCACCGCCUGCUGGUGCAGUACCCCCCAGAAGCCACCAUCUCCUCUGGGACAGCGGACUGGUUUGUGGGUUUGGAGAAAGCUGAGCUAGUGUGCGGCAGUGGAGGAUACCCAAAACCUCAUAACUUCACCUGGACCUGGAAGGGAGGAGCUUUGCCAGAUGGGGCGUCUGUGGUUGGAGAAAGACUUGUUUUUGGGCGGGGCCUCCGCAUGAAUGACAGUGGGCUCUAUGAGUGUGUGGUGAAGAAUGCCGUGGGAGUGGCAAAAGCAGAGUUUAUGUUGACAUUAACAGAGACAUCAAAACGCAAGGGCGAGUUCCCCAUGGACAACAUGUUGCUCAUCAUUAUCGGGGCUUCGGCCGGCGCUUUGGUCCUGAUCCUGGUCCUGGUGGUCCUGCUGGUCAACCGCUACCAUCGACAUAGAAACAAAAAGCUUGAGAUGGAGCUCAGCGAGAAAACGGAGGAAAUUCAAAGCUUCUCCCGACAAGCCUCCUUUAGAAGACUGAACUCUGUCAGCACAGACCCCAGAGUGCAGCCUGAAGAUUACGCUCUGCUCAGAGUAGACAGCCGAAUGAAAAACAGCCAAUUAUCUCUGGAACGAACCAUGUACAAAGGCAGCCAGUCCACUCUGGGCGGGAAGUGGGGGUCUGCAGGAGGGGUGGAGGUGGACGAACUGGGACGUCCAGUUCUCUGGCACGACGGCAGAGACACCCUGAGAGGAGCAGAGAUGGAUGGAGAGAAGGAGGAACAAAGGAGAAGGGUGGAGUCCUACCUGAAGAACAGUAACAUGUCACUGGACUCAGGUCUGCCCUCUUCCUUGGUUCCCCUGAAGGCCCAGCAGGAUGAAGGCGGCCUGGGGCCCAGAGAGCCAGACCUGGGCCACGUCGGAGAGGGAGACUCCCCGCGUGGAGAGGACUGGCCUCCGCCUCCCACCCAGGCGGUAGCAGAGGGACACGAUGAAGACAAUGAAAGCAGCUCCUACCAGCUGUCAGAGGCCCUCACACAUCACUUCUACUACAGUAAGGGCGUCCUCCGGCCCAGGCCACACUCCAACGCCAUUCUGCUGCACCCCAGAGGACAGAUCAUCUAGAACGCAGACUCUCUUCCAAAACAUGACAGGAGAGAAAGUCUGCCUGCAUUCCUGCAGUGGAAAUGACCUCAUUCUUUUUCAAUGGGAUGAUAGUUUAGUACACAUUGACUGCAGUGGGUAAUUAGCCUCAAGAACGAUCCAAACCUUUUAAUUUUUUUUUGCCUCAGGCUUGAUCUUGAUCCCUAACCCUGUAAUAACUGGGAAGCUUAUUAAUACUUCUUAUUAAUACUUUUGAGGCAUUUUAUGCCCUUUAUCAGACAGGAAAGGAGAGAGCUGGUGAAUGUUAUGCAGCAAAGAUCCUUAUCCAGACUGGAGCCAGAGACAUUGUGGUUCAUGGCCACCAGGUCCCCCGUUUAUUGGGACGUUUUUGAUAAUGUAUUGGAGCAUUUAAUGCCUUUAUUCGACAGACAGGAAAACUCCAGGAACGAGAUGGUGAUGCCAGCCAGACUUAAUCCUUUAUGAUUUCUCUGAUGGAGAAUUAGGUACACCGGCGAAAAAAUCCUAAUUUUUUAACAUCAAAAACAUUCAAGGAGGAACAUUUGGACAACAGCAUUAUUUAGCUCCAAAUGCCUGGCCCAGUCAAGAAUGAACUAUUUUCAAAGCUUUAAUAUUUUUGGCUAAGGAGAUAUUGUUGUUUUAAAUCAUGUCGUUAAUAGCUAGGGGCGAGGCACAAAAUUCUGGCCCCUGUAGAAAGGCAUUUUCUAUGGGCCCCUCCCCGCAUCCACGCUAUACAUUUUAGCAACUUUUUGGGCCCUACUCAGUCUUCCCCCCCCCAGUCCGACGCCCCUGUAACAGCCACCUGCAACUACAAAAAGGCCGAGGUUCUGCAACAGACGAAGUAAACUGGUGGAUGUUCAUGGAUACAAACUGGUUUCCAUGACCAGGUUUAAACCAUACCAGUGCCCAGCAAUGAACAGACUGGAAGGAACGUGAAGAUGAAGAUGAACUGUAAAGCAAUGUUCUGUAUCAAAGAACAGUCAGUUGUAUAUACUUCGUUGUGUGAAUUGUUUUAUAUUCUUUGUGUUUUUCUGUGAACCUGAAAAGCUGACAUGUAAAAUGUUAAAAUGUUUAUUUACAAAAGUA
This is a messenger RNA of Etheostoma spectabile (orangethroat darter), 3293 nucleotides long. RefSeq names its product nectin cell adhesion molecule 4b (gene nectin4b). Gene Ontology annotation, cellular component: adherens junction. The coding region runs from base 444 to 2210 and encodes 588 amino acids. Gene Ontology annotation, biological process: homophilic cell-cell adhesion; heterophilic cell-cell adhesion. The record is from RefSeq and is a predicted model, not a curated record. The transcript is spliced from 11 exons. NCBI's taxonomy places the organism in Eukaryota, Metazoa, Chordata, Actinopteri, Perciformes, Percidae.